Molecule: messenger RNA, 732 nt
Organism: Saccostrea cuccullata (small rock oyster)
Lineage: Eukaryota; Metazoa; Mollusca; Bivalvia; Ostreida; Ostreidae
Product: dynein axonemal heavy chain 5-like
Exons: 5
Coding region: 1-732 (243 amino acids)
Biological process (GO): microtubule-based movement
Cellular component (GO): axonemal dynein complex
Molecular function (GO): dynein light intermediate chain binding; dynein intermediate chain binding; minus-end-directed microtubule motor activity
Source: RefSeq, a predicted model, not a curated record
AUGUUAGAAGUUUGGGAUUCUAAUCAAUUUUUUUUAGAUUUGCAAGUGCCAGUUUUAGUUCGUUACCCACAGACACCCAAUGGAGUUUUGUUGGUGAACUUUGAUCCUUACAUCUUUGAAGUGAUAAAAGAGUCGGAGUACAUGAUAAAAAUGAAUCUUGAAAUUCCUGAAGCAGCAAAGAUUCUUGUUCAUUCCAGAGAUACACUGAAAGCCCAUGCUUCUCAAAUGAAGUUCUUACUGGAUGAAGACAAAGCUUUAAGAGCAGAAAUCCCACCAAUAUUUCAAACUCUUCUUGGGCCAUCUCUCAAAAGGGUUGACAGUGUGAUCCGGCCUGGAUUGAUCUCUCAUACUUGGACAUCACUGAACUUGCCUACCUACUUCACACAAGUCAAAGAAGCCUUGGCUGAGCUGCAAAUUAUUGUCAAACAGAUCAGUGAUAUCAAAACCACCAGAAUUGACCUCAUGUUAAAAGAGAUAAGUGAGACAUUGCUGUGUGACUUACCAGAGAGAAAUCCACUGACUGUUUCAGAAUUUCUACAGAAGAUGGAGGAAUAUACUGAUCAAAUGGCUGUGGAUAUCAACAAAAUGAGUCAAGUGGUUGAGGAUGCUGUAAAGGAAUUGGUCAGAAUAUUUUUACAGCGAGCACAUUUGGAGCAGAGCUUACUUUUGGAGAGUGGAGCCAGCUCAGACAGAAGUGAAAUAAUCUGUAAGUUGAUACUUCUAGAUCUGUGA